Molecule: messenger RNA, 3793 nt
Organism: Prinia subflava (tawny-flanked prinia)
Lineage: Eukaryota; Metazoa; Chordata; Aves; Passeriformes; Cisticolidae
Gene: DGLUCY
Product: D-glutamate cyclase
Exons: 15
Coding region: 565-2409 (614 amino acids)
Biological process (GO): glutamate metabolic process
Molecular function (GO): D-glutamate cyclase activity
Source: RefSeq, a predicted model, not a curated record
AGGCACAGCCGGGGACGGGGGGAUUCCCGCAGGGCCCCGGCCGCCCGCUCGCUGAGCCUCCGCCUCCCCGCACGGAGGCGCGGGCGGUGCGCGCGGACUGUCAGCGGCGGCGCGGCCGGGCCGGAGAGCUGCGGCACACCGGUAUGUCCGCCCGCCGCCCGCCGCCGUGCGCCGCCGGGCUCUGGGGCCCCACAGCACGGGAGCGGGGAUGGCGGGGCCGCCGGUGCGCGCAGGGGUCCCGGGUAGCGCCUGAUGCCUUCGAGGCCUGAUGCCUUGGGAGGUCGAAGAGGGCGAAUGUACUGAAGUUCAACCAGCCUUGGUGAUCGCUGGGAAGGCGCACGGCCUGGAGGUUUAUGGCAGCUCAGGAGGUGCCUGGCAAGCGUUUCUUAUCGUAAGGUGGGAGUGAGCGAAGUUGCUGGGUGAAUAAGUGUCUCUUGUCAUCUUACAUGAAAAAAACCUUUGGUGGAUCAUUUGCAGUCUCUUCUUGCUACUGCUUCAAAGUUUCAUCAUCCUUGUCAAGAUCAGGAUAUGGUAGUGCCCACAAAUCAGUAGUGGGAUGAAGAGAUGCUUUUGACAGGAGGCUUGAAAUCUCUCCUUCCCCACGUGCUAAGAAGAAUAAUUCGGUGCAACAGACUCAGUAUUAGCAACACUUCAGGAAUGGCGGAAGGCUAUAAACAGGCCAAUGUUGUGAUUUUGCACAAGUCCCUGGCUGAUGACUUUGAGAAGUUCUGCCAUGCAAACGAUGGACCCCUGCCACUGCUGUACAGAAGUCAACCAGGUGACUGGAAAUGUCCUUCCCUGAGCAGCGAUUCUGAUAUCAGAACUGACUGCCUGGAGUACAGAAAAUAUGAGCAUGGAGUUUGUACUGGAUCACUGAAAAGCCUUAAGGAGUAUUCUGAACAACUCAAGGACAUGGUGACUUUUUAUUUAGGCUGCAGCUUCUCUUUUGAAAAAGCAGUCCAAAAAGCUGGCAUUCCUAUCAGAAACGUUGAGCAAAAAUGUAAUGUAAGCAUGUACAAAACAUCUGUACCAUGCUACAGCAUUUCUAUGUUUCACUGCAACUUAGUAGUCACAAUGAGACCUAUUCCUGAAAGCAAGCUGGGGGCAGCUGUGCUAGCAACCUCUGAAUUAAAAGAAGCCCACGGAGCACCAAUUCACAUAGGUGACCCUGGUCUGCUAGGAAUACAAGAUCUUUCUAAACCAGACUAUGGAGAUCCAGUUCACCUUCACCCUGGUGAUAUUCCAGUGUUUUGGGCCUGUGGAGUAACAGGAAUAGAAGCAAUUAUCAACUGCAGAGCUCCAUUAGCUUUUACUCAUUCUCCUGGCUGCAUGUUCAUUACUGAUCUAAAGAAUGACUGUGUCAGAUCCUCAGGAGGAGUCCCACAGGUCCACUGCAUCUCUCAAGAUCCUCUGCAUUUCAGUAUUGUUUCAGCAGAAGCAGCCCAAAAGAUAAACACUCUAGAGACCCUAAUUGGAAUAGAUCCAGGGGAGCGGGGCAUCGGGCACCUUGCGCGGCCGGGCGAGCUGCUGGGGGCCAGCCUGGCGCUGUCACACGCGGGCUCGGUGCUGCUCACCACGGGCUUCCCCACACACUUCACCCACCAUCCCCCUGAGGAGAACGACGGGCCCCCGGGGGCGCUGGCCAUCGCCGCCAUGCUGCAGGCCCUGGGCACGCGCGUCGCCCUGGUCACUGACCGGCGAGCCAUGGAGCUCAACAGCAGGAUUAUCGAGGCAGCUGUGCAGCUAGGAAUCCUGAAGGAACCCAUCCCUCUACUGAGUUAUCAAAGGGAAAGUGCUGAUUCAGCUCUAAAGUUUUUGUGUGAGAAUGGGAAUCCUGGAAGACCUAGCAGAUUUGAUCACCUGGUAGCCAUAGAGCGUGCUGGGAUGGCUGCUGAUGGCAAUUAUUACAACGCCAGGAAAGUUAACAUUAAACAUCUCGUGGAUCCCAUAGAUGAAUUGUUUUUAGCUGCACAAACCAUUCCAGGAAUCACAACAACAGGUGUUGGAGAUGGAGGAAAUGAACUAGGAAUGGGCAAAGUAAAGGAUGCUGUAAAGAAGCACAUAAAAAAUGGAGAUGUUAUCGCUUGUGAUGUCGAAGCUGAUUUUACUGUUGUAGCUGGGGUCUCGAACUGGGGCGGCUACGCCCUGGCCUGUGCUCUGCACGUGCUGCGCUGCUGCCACCUCCACGAGCGCUACCUGCGCAGAGCCCUGGGCCGCCCGCCCGCCGCGGCGCUGCGGCUGCCCGCGCUGCCCUCCGUGCACAAGGAAGAAAAGCUUCUGAAAACACUUGUGCAGCUCGGGGUCCGCAGUGGCAAAACUGCCAGUCUGGAGAUGGAAGUGGAUGGGCUGCCCUUCUACAACACCCAUUCGCAUAUGAUCGAAAAGCUGCUGCAGGAAGCUCAGCAGUGACUUCCCCUAAUGAUCUCUGCAUUGAGAGUUGCUCCCAUGUAAUUUCCUUAUUCUUGGAAUAAUUUCCUUAUUCCAUCAGAAAAGAUGAUUUUUCAUCUCUGGUGUCUUGACCACGCACAGCCUUUCACUGUUACCCUUCCAGCAUCUCUGUGAAACAAGAAGAGGAUUGUUGCCAUGCUGGGUUUUUCCCCAUGGACUGUUCCUUUACCCCCACGCUAUUGGCGCUGCCCCAGUUGUCAAUCUUGUCUAAACCUGUGCCCCUCUCCUCCCACCUCAUGUCAAUCUUCCCUAGCCCUUACCCAUUCUUCUGGAAUCCUCCACCCUCCUCGGUACCCUGUUGGCUCCCUCAAUUGGUAUCCUCCCCCUGUGAGUUCCUAGUGAUUAAAGCACUGUCAGUGCCUUCCCGGACUCCACCUCCGUGUGAUCCUGACUGGCCCAGUUGUUGUAUCUACCCAUUGUUCCACCCCUGCUUAAAAAUCCUGUGCACGCCUGUUGAGGGCUCUCUGGGCUCCAGACAUGCUGGGUGAGUGAGCAUUGUUGGAGCCCCUGCCCAGGGCCUCCCUCUGCUCCCUCGCCAGAUCCCUGUCGCUCCCGUAGCCGUAUCCCAGCGCUUGCAGCCCUGAGGUUCUGCCUGCAGCCGCUUCACGGCUCAGGCAGUUCCCCACUGCUGGUCUGUGCCUGUAUGCCACCCCCUGAGCUGGCCAGGACACCAGGGACCAGGCAUGGCAUCAGAGGGGAUCAUCCACUUGGUCUGCCUUUUUUUUCUGUAAUUUUAUAAUGGAAAAUGAAUAUUAAGUGGUAUUAUAUAAUAAGAGGUGAUCUGGCUUUUACAAAGAAAGCAUGAAAUUACAAUGAGCUAUUAUUGCACUACUGUUCUUGUUUUACUAACCUCAUAACUGUACAGGAAGUAACUCUCAUAGCAACUUGGAUUUAAAAAUACUUGUGGUGAGGAAAACAGCUACAGUAGAGAGGGAAAAUUCAAAAAAGCCUGCAGUGUUACAGUAGUGAAUGCUCCAUUGCACAAUUCCUGUAGCCCCUCUAACACUGUGUUCUUAUGAUGGGGAAUAGUUUGUGGAAGUAUGAGGAGAUCAGGAGAAAAUUUUAACUGAGCUAAUGAAAACAAAGGCAGCAUUGCAGAGCUUCUGUGUAAAGGGUCGGCUGUGCCAUUAGCCCCUGUCACAUUAGUAGUUUGCCACUGACAUAUUUUGCCACUUUAGGGUAAUAGAGAAAAGUUGUAGACAUUUCAGAGUAUCCUGUUGUUUCAAAGAAACCAAUUGAAUACAAAAAUAAUUAUUUAAUUAUUGGAAAUUAAAGUAUGAUUAGAAAUUAAUAAAUAUUUGCAUUCAGUCUGAAAUAACAUUACGUAAAUAAACUUUUACAUGAA